AUGUCCUCGAAUGCGCUGGCCUGUAUCUGCAAUGUGAUUAAUCCGUGUCGAAACGAGGUGUCCACAACCUUUGUGGUGCUGCAGUGGCUCAUCACCGGCUUUGCAGCCCUCGCCCAGGUGGUGCGACCCGUACUCCUCCUCUUUGGCAUUCGCGGUGAAGUGGCUCUGAGUCAAGAGGAUUACAACAAGACCUGGAUCUAUAUGCCCAAUGGCGAGGGCAAGCCGGAGGUGGCCUACCUGGUGGAACCGCCGCCGGAGAAUCGCAUUAAUCUGCCGCAGCUCAUCAAGUUUGAACUCUACGGAAGCGAGUCCAGUUCCAGUGCCGAUUUCUGGAUAGACGACGACAACUUUGAGUUCCCGCAGCGCCACAAGCGCGACACAUGGCAGGAGAUGGCCGAAAAGUUUAAUCCGGAUCUGGAUACUAAGAUCCUUGUUCACGGCUGGAAGUCCAGCACCAUGAGUAACUCCAUCCAAUCGAUACGCGGCGCCUACAUCGAACGGGGCCAGGUGAACGUGUUCGCCAUUAACUGGAAGGAUCAGGCGGAUAAUAUAUACUACUUGACCCCGGCUCGAUACACGGUCCAAGUGGGCAGAGCAGUGGCCAAGCUUAUCGAUCUCCUGGUGGAGGAGAAGGACGCUGAUCCUCAGAGGAUACACCUUAUAGGCCACAGUCUUGGUGCUCAUAUUAUGGGCUAUGCUGGCUCUUAUACGAAAUACAGGGUUAAUCGCAUCACUGGCUUGGAUCCGGCUCGACCCGCCUUCGAGGAUUGCAUUGGCCCGGAAAAUCACCUGGACGACACGGAUGCCAACUUUGUGGAUGUCAUACACAGUUGUGCUGGAUACCUGGGUUUCCGUCGACCGAUCGGAAUGGUGGAUUUCUAUCCCAAUGGCGGGGGACCACCGCAGCCGGGCUGUAAGGAGCUAUCGCAGAUUUUUACUGGUUGUAGUCACGGACGUUCCUAUGAAUAUUAUGCGGAAUCCAUCAACUCGCCCAAGGGCUUCUAUGGCGUUCCCUGCUCUGGCUUGGAUGAACUCAAAGGCAAAAACUGCACGGGAGCUAAAAUCCUAAUGGGUGAUCCUGUUCCCCGGGAAGCUCGAGGCAUUUUCCUUGUGAAAACGGCCAACAAGCCGAGCUAUGCUCUGGGCAUCGAUGACAUCUGGAGUAACUGACCAACACAAGCUCUUUAAAUAUC
Messenger RNA from Drosophila kikkawai, 1193 nucleotides. RefSeq names its product inactive pancreatic lipase-related protein 1. Gene Ontology annotation, molecular function: lipase activity. The record is from RefSeq and is a predicted model, not a curated record. Gene Ontology annotation, biological process: lipid catabolic process. Lineage: Eukaryota; Metazoa; Arthropoda; Insecta; Diptera; Drosophilidae.